AGAGGAGGUUGGUAUCUCUGCCUUUCAUUUCACCUCCUUCUUCUCUCUCUCAUGAUGCCUUGUGUUUAAAGGAGUGAAGUCUACUACUUUAACUUUCAAUUAAGUUAAAGGAGUGAAGAUCGAAAAUGGAGGUCUUCAAGAUCCUCGUGGUACUUCAGGCUCUAGUCCUCUGUCAAGCUGAGCUGUUCAUAAACCAGGCCUCCACAUUGUGCUCCUGGACAUUGAGGGCUGCAGGAGAAAAUCAGAGUUUGGCUAUUUUCACGAAACAGUCCCUAUCACCGCUUGCUGUUCAGAUCUGUCAGGCCCUGGGCUGUGGUAAAGUCUACAGUCUAAAUGAAAGCACUGCACAUGGAAAUGCGAGCUGUCUCACAGGCUGCAGCUACCACAAUAACCAGCUGAUCAACUGCACAAAGGUUAACAGGGCAGAUUGCAGCAUUCUCUCUGAGGUUGUUUGCGAUGCUCCUUACAUAACCCCAACAAAUCAUCCCUGCAUCUGGAAUAUAUCAUCUCGAACACCUGGAUCAGCAGUCAUUCUGUCCAAUGAGUCUGUGCUCAGAUUGUCCAAUGAAAUAUGUCAGAGCUUCAACUGUGGAGUAGCUUUUCCACAGAACAGCACAAAAGCACCACCCAACAGUGCUUGUCUAACUGAUUGCAUCUACAACAACUCCUAUUUGUGGAAAUGUUCCACAGUGGUCAGAAAUGACUGCUCAGAAAUUUCUGAAGUCAUAUGUGGUAACAACAAAGUCAGAUUGUCCAGAGGUACCCAUAAGUGUGCUGGACGGGUGGAGCUGUGGAACGCUGGACAAUGGGGCACGGUGUGUGACGAUCAGUGGGAUAAAGAGGAUGCAGAUGUGGUCUGUGCUCAGAUGAAAUGUGGAUAUGCAAUCUCUGUUAAUGGGCAGGGUGGCCCCUAUAGCCAGGGUAAAGGUCCCAUUCUCAUGGAUGAGCUGAACUGCACAGGCCAGGAGAGGAGCCUGUGGGAGUGUCCUGCAGUGAGGGAAGAUAAUGACUGUGGACAUAAAGAAGAUGCUGGAGUGGUGUGUUCAGAAUAUAAGGAUCUGAGACUCACUGGCGGACUGGACCAUUGCUCAGGCAGAGUGGAAAUCCAUCGUAAUGGUUCAUGGGGUACAGUGUGUGAAAACUGCUGGGAUGAGCAAGAGGCAUCCAUGGCUUGUGCCAUGUUAGGCUGUGGGGAAGCAAAAGUAUACAAAAGCUUUGCCCCACCCUUUAACCACGCAAAUGGAACAUAUUGGUAUUACCACUGUCAGAGUGGAAACAAAAUCCUGUGGGACUGUAAAGAGAUAGAUGCAACUGAAUAUACACAUCUGUGCAAAGAAACAAGCGCUGCAGGAGUGAUUUGUAACAACUCUCUUGGAUUGCCUGCACCUACCACUCCAAAUACAGCUCCAACAAUGGUAACAAUACAAACCACUGCAGAACCGUUCUCAGUGUCCUGGAAUCCUGCAGUACUGGGCUGCAUUAUACUAUCCUGCAUUCUUUUGAUUGUAAUACUCUCAAAUAUCAUCACGUGUUGCUGUUCGAAAAAGAAAAAAAAAGCUCUUGAAGUUCAGCAGAGAUUUACCAAUCUACAAACCACAGCAGCUGAAGAGAAUAACUAUAGAGAGUCAAUCCACCUUGUUAAAGUCACCAACAACGACAGCAACUCCGCCCCAACAAUGCCACCACAAAUGUGGACUCAGAGUAGUGUUGAGAGUGCUUCUUAUGAUACAGACUGUGAAGCCAAUGACGGUGGUGCAAAUGGUCGUUUCACCCUGUCCACCUUCCACAACUCUGUGCGGCAUAAUGCAGAUGGUCCAGCUCCUACUAUGAAGGGCCCAAAUCUGCAGAUUGUUACUGAAGAGGUCACAAGUGCUGCAGUGCAAGGAUACCUGCAAGCCCCUGUGGACACAUUUCAGCGUCUUUCUGCAACUCCCAGUGCCGACUCAUUUGACACGUCCAGCACCUCAUCUGGGGAGUGUUAUGAAAAUACCGGCCCCAAAGCCACAGAUCUAUGCUUGGAGAAUUAUGAAAAUACUGGAGAAAUCAGAAGUGACCUGCCGCCUGGAAUUCCCACUGUACAUGGCACUGAGGACUUCCUGAAUCCACCAGUAUCCCGAGAGACUAUGGACCUGAGUGGUGGAGAAGAUUCCCCCAUUUACUCUCCCGUGAGCGCUGAUGUAGAUUCCUUCUCAAAUGACCCUGAUGACAGUGAUGACUAUGAUGAUGUUGUGAACUACUCACAGACACCACUGAUGUGAACUGGACCUACUGACGUAGUGUCUUACCUUUUUUUUUUUAAAAACUCAUUAUGAAUUAGCUAGUUAAUUAAAAGUACCUGAGAAUCCCAUUUUUCCUGUACAUGUUAUCAUGUGUGUGUUGAAAAUGUAAAGACACAGAGACAAUUUAUUUUAAGGUGCUGGUCUAGAAUCAGUUGUCUCCGUGUGUGCUAUAUUUGCACUGAAACCCCCAGCACUUUCACUCUGAGCAGGUUUAUAUGUAUAUAAACUUACAUAUGUAAGACUGGCAGCUGUUACUAUAAGAAAAAGAAUUGAUUCUUGUUCUUUCCAAGACUCUAUGGAAAAAUAAAUGAUUAAACUGAAGAUGAUUAAACUCACAGCAGCUGAAACCUGACAAAGAAAGGAACCUGUUACUUUAAAAGAACGUCAUAUAAUAUGUUGGCCAUUUUAACAUUUUAUUUAAAGAGGUAAAAAGUUGGAACAGGAUAAAUGUCUAAAAUGCAUUUUGGUGUUGUCUCAUUUUGCAUGCUACUGUAAAUAAAAUUGUUGUAUGGAAUUUGCAAAUAA
Messenger RNA from Neoarius graeffei (lesser salmon catfish), 2804 nucleotides. RefSeq names its product scavenger receptor cysteine-rich type 1 protein M130-like. Lineage: Eukaryota; Metazoa; Chordata; Actinopteri; Siluriformes; Ariidae. The coding region runs from base 126 to 2258 and encodes 710 amino acids. Gene Ontology annotation, cellular component: membrane. The transcript is spliced from 14 exons. The record is from RefSeq and is a predicted model, not a curated record.